AUGGGGUUCGAGGAACUUGGCUACUCUCCCAAUGAUCCCAUCUUCUCAAUGCGAUUAUUGAUGGUCAAGAUCCAGCAGGACAUGAUCAUGCUCGAGAAUCAGAUACCGCUCUCCAUACUUGACCUGCUACUCGGUCUCCAGCUCGGCGUGCUCAUCCCGGGGCUCGUGGCCAGGCUGUCGAUGCAGUUCUUUGACUCUCUGCACCCAAACUUUAGUGGCGAAUGGAUAUUCAACCGGUCGUCCAACCUUGGCAGGCUCCAUUGCCUCGGAGUGUUUUGGCAAAGCAUGCUGCCGUUCAACUCAACGCGGUCCGAGGCCAAGCAACAGCCGCGGAGCUGGAAACUGUUCAUUCGCUGCUUGACCGAGCUCCGAGAUGCCAGGAUCAAGAUCAGGUUGACAUAUACGGACAACUGGGGGGACAUCAGGUUCAGGGACAGGAUCCUCUGGAUCCCCCAGCUUGUUAUCCACGAUGGGACGAGGUCGCUCUUCCUCAACCUAAUAGCCUUCGAGCAGUGUCACUUCAAUUGCAGCAACUAUGUCACCUCGUAUGUAGUCUUUAUGCACAACUUGAUCAAAUCUCCUGAGGACGUCCGGUACCUCCGCAACAAGAGGAUCAUCAUGCACUGCCUUGGGAGCGAUGCUGAGGUCGUUGACCUCUUCAACGAGCUUAGCCAAAAGGUGGCCUUGGACAUUGAAGAUAGUUAUCUCUAUGAUCUGUCUACAGAAGUGGAACUGCGGUGCUUUAAUUGGUAUUCCCGGAUAGAGUCUCUUCAGAUUAAAUGUAAGAAGUGGAAAGCCAUUCUCAAGCACAAGUACUUCGACAGUCCCUGGUCAAUCAUUUCCUUAAUUGCUGCCUUCAUAUUGCUUGUGCUUACUUUCAUACAAUCCCUCUAUGCAGUCUAUGGCUACUAUAAGGUGGGUUAUUGA
Messenger RNA from Eucalyptus grandis, 927 nucleotides. Its product is annotated as UPF0481 protein At3g47200-like. The record is from RefSeq and is a predicted model, not a curated record. The coding region runs from base 1 to 927 and encodes 308 amino acids. The transcript has a single exon. NCBI's taxonomy places the organism in Eukaryota, Viridiplantae, Streptophyta, Magnoliopsida, Myrtales, Myrtaceae.